Molecule: messenger RNA, 3233 nt
Organism: Mycotypha africana
Lineage: Eukaryota; Fungi; Mucoromycota; Mucoromycetes; Mucorales; Mycotyphaceae
Product: trypsin-like cysteine/serine peptidase domain-containing protein
Exons: 9
Coding region: 153-3152 (999 amino acids)
Biological process (GO): proteolysis
Molecular function (GO): serine-type endopeptidase activity; protein binding
Source: RefSeq, a predicted model, not a curated record
CUGUAUUUCAAUGUCAACUUUUCUGAAAGCCUUCUUUUUUUUUUUAAAAAAAGAUAACUGUUACUAAAAGUUUCAGUUCUUUUUCUAUUUCAUUGCUUUUCUAUUUGUUAAUAGAUUUAGACGGAAAACUUUAGAAUAAGUACAUACAGCAAAUGAGCAAUACACCCUUAACAGCCGAAAAAUCAGCAACAGCAGCUGCCCCUUUAUUACCGAGGGAUCGUAACUUUGAAGGUGGUGAUUCACCUGCCGCCACACCUAGAUCUUCUCCUGCUAAGCGACGCAAGAUCGAUCCCACUUUAAAGAAUAGCACAGAACAAAAUGACGAAGAUGAUCCUUCACCUAUAACGAAUGAUACGGCUAUGACAGAAUCUAUGCCGAUCGAUCCUAGCUCAAAGCCUUCUCAAUGGCAAGCAACUAUCAACCAAGUAGUAAAAGCCAUUGUUUCUAUUCGCUUCAGUCAAGUUGCGGCUUUUGACACAGAAGGUCCUGAGACUUCAGAAGCGUCUGGAUUUAUUGUGGAUGCUGAAAAGGGUAUCAUUUUAACCAACCGUCAUGUCGCUUGUUCUGGUCCUUUCGUUGGUGAAGCCAUUUGCCAUGACCAUGAAGAAGUGGAUGUUUAUCCAAUUUAUCGUGAUCCAAUUCAUGAUUUUGGUUUCCUAAAAUUUGACACAAAAAAGAUCAAAUAUAUGCCUAUCAGUCAAGUUGAACUUCGCCCUGAAUUAGCCAAAGUCGGUUUAGAUAUUCGCGUUGUUGGUAACGAUGCCGGUGAAAAGCUUAGUAUUUUAGCUGGCUCAAUAUCGCGUUUGGAUCGUAAUACACCAGAUUAUGGAGAUUUGACUUACAAUGACUUUAACACUUUUUAUCUUCAAGCUGCAUCAAGUACCAGCGGAGGAAGUAGUGGGUCUCCUGUGAUAGAUAUAGAUGGAAAUGCAGUUGCUCUUCAAGCAGGUGGUCAUACCAAAGCAGCGACCGAUUUUUUCCUUCCCUUAGAUAGAGUGAAACGUGCCUUGGAAUAUAUUAGAAAAGAUCAAGUAGUACCCAGAGGGGAUAUUCAAACACAAUUCAUGUAUCGUCCAUUCGAUGAAGUGCGCAGAUUAGGGUUAAGAAGCGAGACAGAAUCCAACCUAAGAGAAAGAUUUCCCGAUGAAAUCGGGCUACUUGUUGUGGAGACAGUGUUGCCUGAAGGCCCAGCCUACAAUAAAUUAGAAGAGGGGGAUGUUUUGCUGACGAUGAAUGGCGAAUAUAUUACCAAGUUUGUGCCGUUCGAAGAUAUGUUGGAUUCAAAUGUUGGAAAGGAAAUCACAAUUUGUAUUGAACGUGGAGGAAAGCCGAUGGAGUUGAAGGUGACAGUCGGAGACCUUCACGCCAUUACGCCUGAUCGUUAUGUCGAAGUAGGUGGGGCUGUAUUGAAUGAGGUCUCUUAUCAGUUGGCGAGAUCUUAUUGCGUUCCAUGUAGAGGCGUUUAUGUAGCCGAUCCAGUGGGUAUGUUUCGUUUGGAUGGACCGGAUAAUGGCUGGAUCAUUCAAUCGGUAGACGAUAAAGAAACGCCCAACCUCCAGACAUUUAUUGAAGUGAUGAAGACGAUUCCUGACCGCAAGCGUAUACCGGUUGUCUAUUAUUCUAUUGCCGAUACACAUUCAGUGUCGAUGGCCGUUGUCAACAAUGAAAGACACUGGUCUCAUUUCAGAUUGGCUGUACGCAAUGAUAAGACUGGAUUGUGGGAUUUUACAGACCUUGGCGAGCCUUUGCCUCCCGUGCCAGAUGUGCCAACGACGAAACAGUUCAUCCAGUUGGAUCACAGUUUAGGACCUGCGAGAGAUUUGUUUCGCUGUCUUGUCAAAGUACAUUACUUCAUGCCUUGUCGUUUGGAAGGCUUCCCUCGUAAUCGUCGACAAGGUGCAGGCAUCAUUGUGGAUAAAGAAAGGGGGCUUGUCGUUGUCAGUAGAAGCACAGUUCCGACCUCCAUGGGUGAUCUUACAUUAAAUAUUGCCGAUUCAAUCAUCAUUCCUGGAAAAGUUCUAUUUUUGCAUCCUACACACAAUUUUGCCAUUAUUCAAUAUGAUCCCAAACUCUUGGGUGAAACGGACGUGUUGAGCGCUCCAUUUAGUGAUAAACCACUCCAUCAAGGCCAUAAAGUGACAUUAGUAGCAUUGAAUCACAACCAGCGACCGGUGUGUCUGAACACGGUGGUAACAGAUAUCAACUUUGCGACCAUUCCUCAUAAUAAUACGCCUCGUUACCGUGGUAUUAAUGUCGAUGCUAUCACACUGGAUACACCGCUUGCGCUGCAAUGCUCCUCAGGUUUGUUAGCCGACUCGGAAGGCCAGGUUCAGGGUUUUUGGCUCAACUUUUUGGGUGAACGUAAUAUGAAUGGCCAAGACAAUGAAUAUCAUGUCGGUAUCUUUACCUCGUCGGUGCGUACAGUCCUCCAACGUAUUCAACAGGGAGAGACCCAUAUCAAUAUUCGCAGCCUCAAUGUCGAAUUGGUGCCUGUUCAAAUAGCACAAGCGCUCGCGUUGGGACUCUCUGAUGAAUGGAUAAAAAAAGUGGAGGCUGCCAACCAAUACAAACACCAGCUUUUCAUGAUCCGCCGUACAGAAGUUGGGUAUGAGAGCUCGAAAGUUCUCAAAAUAUUGGAUAUUAUUCUAGCUGUCAAUGGAAAGAUGGUGACGAGGAUGUCUGAUAUGGAUGUUCAGCAUGAUCUUGAUGAAAUGGAGCUGAUUGUUUUACGAGCCAAAAAAGAAAUUACGGUAAAGGUCAAGACCACCGAGGUUUCUGGCAUUGGAACGGAUCGUGUUGUCUUUUGGGCAGGCGCAGUCUUGCAUGAGCCACAUAAAGCUGUUUUACAACAAAGCCGAAAAUUACCAUCUCGUAUCUACAUCUCGGGUCGUGCCAAGGGUUCGCCGGCUUAUAUGUAUGGACUGGUGCCCACCAUGUGGAUUACGCAUAUCAACUCUGAGAAGGUUGUCACGUUGGACGACUUGAUUCGUGCUGUGAAGGAUGUAAAAGAUAAUACUUAUGUACGCGUACGUUGUGUUAGCUUUGAUAAUAUUCCUAUCAUGCUAUCUGUGAAAAUGAUUAAUCACUAUUUCCCGCUUGCAGAAGCAGUGAAAGACGCCACCAAAGAUUGCGGCUGGGCGAUCAAAGAAUAAGAAACGCCAUGUUUAUGUUGCAGCAUUUACUUUUUUUUUUCUUUUUUUUUUUAUUGUUCUUUUCCUUUUUUUUUCCCGCCU